Trichoderma gamsii is the source of this 2829-nucleotide messenger RNA. RefSeq names its product pH-response regulator protein palA/rim-20. The coding region runs from base 1 to 2829 and encodes 942 amino acids. Gene Ontology annotation, molecular function: protein binding. The transcript has 5 exons. Gene Ontology annotation, cellular component: endosome. NCBI's taxonomy places the organism in Eukaryota, Fungi, Ascomycota, Sordariomycetes, Hypocreales, Hypocreaceae. The record is from RefSeq and is a predicted model, not a curated record.
AUGGCCAUCGCCAAGAGCAUUGCUGAGUCAUCCACGCCCCUCGAUGGGUGUCCGGCAGAUGCCCCGCCAACCAGCAAAAGAUCCAACAUCAAGCCUUUAUUAUGUCAUGAUGGCUUUGGCGCUUCCUUUCUACAACAUUCGCCAUUCGCAGUCCCCAAAAACCCAUCCAACAACAUCCUGAGCAUCCCGUUCCGCCGGUCUUUGCAGCUCUCUCUCUCGACGACGAUCCGGCAGUACAUAAACACCAAAUAUGACCAGCACCCGGACAUGUUCCAGCACGAUCUGGAGAUGAUUGACGCGCUGCGGCGAGACGCCACCAAUGUGCGAGAGCCGCAUCUGAGCGGCAUCAAGAAGCUCCAGGUCUAUGCGGGACAGCUCGUGUGGAUAGGCGGCAAGUUUCCAAUCGACAUUGGUGCCGAAUUCACCUGGUAUCCCGCUCUUGGCUAUCACACCGAGCGGCCGAUGGCGCGCAACAACCUCAAAUACGAACUGAUGAACAUUCUCUACAAUCUUGCCGCACUUUACUCCCAGCUUGCCCUCAACACGCCUCGAGGAGACACGGAGGGUCUGAAGACGGCAGCAAACUACUUCUCACUGGCCGCAGGCGUCCUCUCGCAUGUCCAGAAAGCCGUGCUUCCCGAGCUGCGCAUGUCGGACCCGCCCGACGAUAUGGACAACAACACCCUUGAAUCCCUCGUGCAGCUCUUUCUGGCGCAGAGCCAAGAGUGCUUCUGGCAGAAGGCCGUCAUGGACGGCUACAAGGACGCCUCGAUUGCGAAGCUGGCAGCAAGAGUGUCUGACCUGUACAACUUGGCUGCAGAUGCCGCGGUUAGUAGCGAGGCCAUCAGCAGCGCGUGGAUUCAUCACAUGAACGCAAAGCAUCACCACUUUGCUGCUGCUGCUCAGUACCGCGCCGCGUGCGAUUGCUUAGAGAAGAGAAAAUACGGAGAAGAGAUUGCUCGGCUAAAGGACGCCGUCAUUUGCGCCAAUGAUGGCAUCAAGGAAGGUCGUGUUGCAUCGCUAAACAAGACAGUCCUGGAGGACCUACAGGCUUUGAAGCGCAAGCUGGAAGAAGACUUGAAGAGAGCGGAAAAGGACAACGAUUUGAUCUUCCUCAACCCUGUACCUCCGAAAGCCGAGCUGAAGAUCCUAGAGAGGGCAAAUAUGGCCGCCGCGCGAACGCCCCUCCAUGUAGCCAAUCCUCUCGACUAUCUGAGUGACCAUGGGGAGCUUGGGCCAGCGCUUUUCUCGAAGCUAGUCCCGUUUUCGGUUCAUGUUGCUAUAUCGAUCUAUGAGGAACGCAGAGACCGUAUGGUGAACCAAAACAUCAUACAGGAGCUAGAGACUCUAACAGAGAAGAUACAUACACUCCUUAGCACCAUUGGCUUGCCCGGAUCCCUAAUGGCCUUGGAAAAGCCACUUGGUCUUCCACCGAGCUUGAUUCAGCAUGCAGAGGAGAUUCGACAGUCUGACGCGAUAAACAAGAUUCAGAGAAGCCUACUUGACAUUGACAAGCUGCGAUCCAACGACUGGGCGAUAUAUGAGGAGGGCAAGGCAGCGCUAGCGGCAGAGAAAGAGGAGGAUGACCAGUUGCGCAAAAAAUACGGAACCAGCAGAUGGCUGAGGCCCGAGAGCCAAGUCGAUCCCAAUGGCUCAAAGUUUUGGGCUGCCAUUACCGAAAUCGGAGGCUACUUUCAAAACAGCGCAGCCAGCGACGAUGCCGUGCGUGACAAGUUUAUCGCAAAUAAAGAGAUGCUGGAGAUUUUGUCGGGCUCAAACCAAUCUCUGAUGAAUCACGUGCCCACAAGUACGCCUAUUGAAACUUCAAGCGAUCUGAAAGCUUCUGUCGGGCGCGUACGAAGUGUUUAUAAUGAUAUCCUUCGAAUGGAAAGCAAGAGGAGAAGAAAGGUUGAGACCUUACGGGAGGCAGUCCGGCGCGACGAUAUCAAGCCUGAUAUUCUCAAAGAAGCAGCUCGUCUUGAGCGCACUUAUACGACGACGCCCUUGCAGACGGUUCAUUUCGAAGAGUUUUUUGAAAAGCGACUAGACAAGCUCUACGAGCCUGAGAUUGAAGCCAUUGAAAAGGAAGCGCAAGACCAGGAGGAUCUUUUGCUGCAGCUUCAGCGCUCCAACAGAGAAUUCGAGUCGCAGAAGCGUCUCGUUGACGGAAAAGGCCAUCGUGAGCGCGAACAGGUGUUACAGGAACUGAACGGCGCGUACUUUAAGUACAAGGAAAUUGGCAACAACUUGGAAGUGGGAAGGAAAUUCUACAAUGAUCUCAAUAGGAUCGUUGCCAAUGGUUUUCGGGACCCUAUCAAAGCGUGGGUAUCGGAGCGACGGAUGGAGGCAAGGAGCCUGGAAGAGGAACUCAAUAUGCCGACGUUGUCGAGUCUCAACAUUCAACAUAGCCAGCAGCCUGUUCGUAAUCCGUCGCCAGGAUACACAUCGCCGCCUGUCACCCACAACCAUCAAUUUGCCCCGCAGCAACAGCAGCAACAGCCACAGUUUCAACAGUCGUAUCAGCAGGCAUACCACCAGCAGCAGCCGCCACUGCAUCAACAGUAUCAACAACCGCUACAACCGCAGCAACAGACCACAUUUCCUAGGCCUGCAGUACAGAGUCCCGCGGAGGCAUCGAUUCAAUCUUGGGCUGGGGGCGCAACGCAACAGCAGCAGAUGCCGCCUCAACCCGGGCAGACGCAGUCGAGCGCAAUGCCUGGAACGUGGAACCCAUCCAUGGGAAUCAAGUUUGGAGGAUCGCCGCCGGCGGGAGGACCUCAAGGCCAAGAGGGAACAUGGAGUGCCAACUCGGGGAUUCGAUUUGGCUGA